UAAAACGCUUCAAAAAUGUUAAUAAACUGUUCAAACUCCUGAAUCCAUUGACUAUUAUUUCGGGGGAUUUAAUGUUAAGUGAAUCUACAGAUUUCUUACCCUUUUCCUUUGGUUUCAGAUUGCAACUGUACUAUAAUCAUGCUUUCCAAACUGGCCCAUCCACAACGCUUGACUGUUCUGCGUCGGGGUCUCCGUACUUCAGCAAGUUCGGCUACGUCGGUUGCAACCAAGAAAACAGUCCAAGGCCCACCGUCCUCAGACUACAUAUUUGAACGUGAAGCUAAAUAUGGUGCACAUAAUUAUCACCCACUACCAGUGGCACUGGAAAAAGGAAAAGGUGUUUACCUAUGGGACGUAGAAGGCAAAAAAUACUUUGAUUUCUUAAGUUCUUACAGUGCUGUCAAUCAAGGCCAUUGUCACCCAAAGAUUACAGCGGCUUUGAAAUCCCAGUGUGAAAAACUUACUCUUACCUCAAGAGCAUUUUACAAUGACGUGCUUGGUGAAUAUGAAGAAUAUAUCACGAAAAUGUUCAAAUACAACAAGGUGCUUCCGAUGAACACAG
Molecule: messenger RNA, 562 nt
Organism: Thamnophis sirtalis
Lineage: Eukaryota; Metazoa; Chordata; Lepidosauria; Squamata; Natricidae
Source: RefSeq, a predicted model, not a curated record